AUCUCUCUCUUUCUCUGCAGAUGGACUGCAACAAAGCAGAGAAGUUUGAUUUUGUGUUGCAAUAUCUGAACAAAAUGGCUGGGAAUGAAUUCAUGGGGUUCAGCAAUGCCACAUUCCAGUCAGAGAAGGAAACGGGGGACCGGAAUUAUGCCAUCGGCUACUAUCUCAAGGAAAAGAAGUGCUUUCCCAAGGGGGUGGACAUGAUGGCUGCCCUCGAUCUCUACUUCCAGUUGUGCUCCGUGGAGGUCACUUGUGAAUCAGGCAGUGUCAUGGCAGCCACUCUGGCCAAUGGAGGAAUCUGCCCCAUCACAGGCGAGAGCGUGCUGAGCGCUGAAGCUGUGCGCAACACCCUCAGCCUCAUGCAUUCCUGUGGCAUGUAUGACUUCUCUGGCCAAUUUGCUUUCCACGUGGGCCUGCCUGCCAAGUCAGCUGUGUCAGGAGCCAUCCUCCUGGUGGUACCCAAUGUCAUGGGAAUGAUGUGUCUAUCCCCACCAUUGGACAAACUGGGGAACAGCCAAAGGGGCAUCAGCUUCUGCCAGAAGUUGGUGUCUCUUUUUAAUUUUCACAACUAUGACAACCUGAGGCACUGUGCUCGGAAGUUAGACCCACGGCGUGAAGGCGGAGAAGUUCGGAACAAGACAGUGGUGAACCUGUUGUUUGCUGCCUAUAGUGGAGAUGUCUCAGCUCUUCGGAGGUUUGCUUUGUCAGCUAUGGAUAUGGAACAGAAAGACUAUGACUCCCGCACAGCCCUGCAUGUUGCUGCUGCUGAAGGACACACUGAAGUUGUUAAAUUCCUGAUCGAGGCUUGCAAAGUAAAUCCUUUUGCCAAGGACCGGUGGGGCAACAUUCCUCUGGAUGAUGCUGUGCAAUUCAAUCACCUGGAGGUGGUCAAACUACUUCAAGAUUAUCAGGACUCCUACACACUCUCUGAAACUCAGGCUGAGGCAGCAGCUGAGACCCUGUCCAAAGAGAACUUAGAGAGCAUGGUGUGAGCACAGGUCAUGGACAGACCCUGUUCAAGGAAAAGCAUGAGCUGGCCACAUACCUCACCCAUGCAACCACCAGGAAUAAUAGGAGAGAUGCUUCCGUGGGAACCAAGGCCAUUUGGUGAUACAAGCCAGUACUUUCUGUGCGAGUCAAAACACCCCAUCCCUCUAUGAACAGAGCACAGAGAAGGUCCUCAGUGGACACCUGCAGUAGAGCUAUCCACAGAAACACAAGUAUAAUCUAAUAGCUUGGCCCACUAAAAAACCAUAACAGGUCCCCUUUCUCUCCCUGAAGAAACCAUCACAAGAGAGAGACUUCAAAGAAAGGACCAUGCCCUUGUGUGUAUCACAGAGAAGAAGAAGGAGGUGCCAGUGCAUCUAGAUUUAGUAGUCUGAGUCUGACCCCACAGCCAGGACACGCUGCUGCUACUGCUAACAGCAAUUUUAUAGACAGAGAAAGUAUUUUGUGCUCAAAUAAACUUUAAUUACACAAAU
This is a messenger RNA of Dipodomys ordii (Ord's kangaroo rat), 1481 nucleotides long. RefSeq names its product glutaminase 2 (liver, mitochondrial) (gene Gls2). The record is from RefSeq and is a predicted model, not a curated record. The coding region runs from base 21 to 992 and encodes 323 amino acids. The transcript is spliced from 11 exons. Gene Ontology annotation, molecular function: glutaminase activity; protein binding. NCBI's taxonomy places the organism in Eukaryota, Metazoa, Chordata, Mammalia, Rodentia, Heteromyidae. Gene Ontology annotation, biological process: L-glutamine catabolic process.